AGUCUCUUUCGCUGAUGUCGGCUCGAUGUAUUGCUUAAUUUCCCAUCACUAUCAGAAAGCUUCUUCUACGGAUUCCAGUUGGCCUCUGAUUUGUCAACGAAGCUUGGUGGCAGCAAACCGAAUUGCAAUCAGCUCACCGGCUGCUGUUCUCCGCUGCAAAUCCACAUGGUUCUCCGAGGUACAAAUGGGUCCACCGGAUGCCAUUCUGGGUGUUACCGAGGCCUUCAAGAAGGAUCAAAAUCCGAAGAAGAUCAACCUUGGAGCCGGUGCCUAUCGUGACGACAACACCAAACCCUUUGUGUUGCCCAGUGUGCAUGAGGCUGAGAAACGUAUAGUGAAUCGUGGUAUGGAUAAGGAGUAUGCAACCAUUAUUGGUGUGCCAGAGUUCUACAACAAGGCAAUCGAAUUGGCUCUGGGUGCCGAAUCGAAGCGACUGCAGGCGAAGCACAAUUGUACCACACAGGCGAUCAGUGGCACUGGAGCAUUGCGCAUUGGCGCUGCUUUUUUGAGCAAGUUCUGGAAGGGUAAUCGCGAGAUUUACCUGCCCAACCCGUCGUGGGGCAAUCAUGUGCCCGUUUUCGAGCAUGCUGGCCUGCCGGUGAAGCGUCAUCGCUACUAUAAUCCAAAGAAUUGCAAUCUGGACUUCAAUGGCAUGGUCGAGGAUCUGAAGAAAAUCCCUGAAACAUCUGUGGUGCUGUUGCAUGCCUGCGCCCACAAUCCAACUGGUGUGGAUCCCACUGCCGAGCAGUGGCGUGAGCUUUCUCAGGUAUUCAAGCAGCGAAAGCUGUAUCCGUUCUUCGAUAUGGCUUAUCAGGGCUUUGCCACUGGAAACGUUGACGGUGAUGCUCAGGCGGUGCGCAUCUUUGAGGCCGAUGGUCAUGAUUUCUGUUUGGCGCAAAGUUUCGCCAAAAAUAUGGGUCUAUAUGGGGAGCGCGCGGGCGCCUUCUCCGUAAUCUGUGCCGAUGAGCAGGAGGCGGCACGCUGCUUAUCACAGAUAAAGAUUCUCAUUCGUGCCCUCUACUCGAAUCCACCAAUUCAUGGAGCGCGCAUCGCUUCCGAGAUUCUUAAUAGUGCCGAUUUGCGCAGCCAGUGGCUGAAGGAUGUGAAAUUGAUGGCCGAUCGCAUUAUUGAUGUGCGCUCCAAGCUCAAGGCAAAUCUGGAGAAACUAGGCUCCACGCACAACUGGGAGCACAUUGUUAAUCAGAUCGGCAUGUUUUGCUUCACGGGCCUGACACCGGAGCAGGUCGAUAGCCUGAUCAAGAAUCACAGCGUUUACCUGACCAAAGAUGGUCGCAUUUCCAUGGCUGGUGUGACCAGCAAGAAUGUUGAGUACCUGGCUGAGAGCAUGCACAAGGUGACAAAAUAAAUCCAGCUGGUAGUGGAUGGACAUGGUUAGAAACCACUUAGCGACACCUGAUCUACAAUUAUUUUUGAUAACAUUCAAUGACAAUACAAAAUUGUAUUUGCUCCUGAAUCACACUCUCUCUGUACAUACACGCUAUAGAUCUGCCUUGAAAAAAAUAAAGCAUUUUUAAUGAUACAUAUUGAAAAAUAGAAAAUACAUAAUAUGUGUGAUGUCUUCAAUACACUUAGCAUAUCAAUAAUUGCCCAAUAAAAUAUAUAAAUAAAUGUGCGCAUAGUACAUCAGUUA
Molecule: messenger RNA, 1651 nt
Organism: Drosophila grimshawi
Lineage: Eukaryota; Metazoa; Arthropoda; Insecta; Diptera; Drosophilidae
Gene: Got2
Product: aspartate aminotransferase, mitochondrial
Exons: 6
Coding region: 26-1366 (446 amino acids)
Biological process (GO): L-aspartate catabolic process; biosynthetic process
Cellular component (GO): mitochondrion
Molecular function (GO): pyridoxal phosphate binding; L-aspartate:2-oxoglutarate transaminase activity
Source: RefSeq, a predicted model, not a curated record